This is a messenger RNA of Porites evermanni, 9983 nucleotides long. The record is from the annotation of a GenBank genome assembly. NCBI's taxonomy places the organism in Eukaryota, Metazoa, Cnidaria, Anthozoa, Scleractinia, Poritidae.
GUUAUCUUUUUCAAGGUUCUUGUCAACGAAAACUUUGGCAAUGAUGUUGGAAAUACGGCGCAAAAUAACUUUAGUGACAAUGGUUGCAGUGGUGGUAAUGGUAAGGUUUUUGGUUUUUACAUUGCACUUUAAUUAUUUGUUAUCUAUACACUGAAGAUGCACAUUCAAUUGCAGUCCAGUAACAAACGCUACUCACUGUUGCUUCGUCUGUUUAUUUAUUUUUCGAUUUUCUCAGUUUUACUGGACUCGUUUUCAAAUAUCCGGAAUAAAAUCGACCCCUAAAUUUUUGCAGGCUACAUGUUUAUUUUCGCGAUAUGGGACAGUUCAUACAGAACUAACUAAGGAAAGUCGUUUGCAAUAAGAAGGCGACAAUUUUACAAGACAUUAAUAAUCAUAAUAGUUCUUUGCUGCCCAAAAAGUGUUGACUGAUUAUAUCUGAGAUGCAUUAUGAACCGGCUCGGUGUAAUUACCAUUGCCAGAUGUCUAUCUGGUCACGUAAAACUAGAGCUGUGCUUUCAUAGCUAUAUUUUUUGGAGAAGAAAAAAGUUUAGAUAAUUGUACGAAAAUGAAUGUAUCGAGGUAGCUAUGAUUGUUUUGCAAGUUAAUAACAGCAACAUUGAAGGACUCCGUUUCUAACGUUGAACGAGGGACACCUGUAAAAGCUCCUCCAAGCUUUGAAAAUUAAUUGCAAUACGAGGACCAUAAGACGUCUUAUAGUCAAAAGGCUUGUUUUUCGGAAGACAAACAUUACUGUUUCUUCACCGAGUAUUACCAGCCUGGUUAGGCCAAGCUGCGAUUUUUCCGCCCGAUUUGGAACAGACAUGUUUAACAGAUUCUAUAAUCCGCCAAUUCGUAUUUCGGCGUUUUUCGCAUUUGGAACAGUUACUCAAGAAAAUCGACGCGGUGGAUGUCGUAAUCUGUAAUCGGCUGGCUUUUACGUGGGCCAACAGAUCAGGCCCGGGUUGCUCGAAGCAUGGUUAGUGCUAACCAGCGUUAAAUACCAUGGAAACCUAUACAUUUUGAUACCUCUUAACCAACGGUUAGCGCUAACCAGGCUUCGAGCAACCGGCCCCAGGCCAGCAAGUGUAAAUCCGUCAACCUUAAGACUCAUUACAAAUUCUUCUUGCAAGAGCAGCUCAAACGUAUAACUAGACAAAUGUUUCCCUGAGUAAAUUGUUUUAUUUUUUUUUGUUUUGUCUAAGCUACCAAAGAGAUCUCAUCAAAAAGAAUUUGCCGCUCGAGUUAUGAGGUUUCCCGCCCCAUGCGUGACACACUCGUCUUCAGCUGCGUGGGCUUGUACCCACAACAAUGGCGCAAGAACUCGGAAAGAAUAUCAUAAAAUAUUAAUGCAUUUUUAUUCUACCACUAUUUUUUACUUUUGUUGCAAUUGUGGUGUAUCCGGAAUAUCGUCCCCCUUGGAAGGAGUAAAGGCGAAAUGGGUAAAGCAAAAACCGAAAAAAAUAUAAAAACGAAUUUUAGCACUAAGUGUGGAUAACAUAUUACAUGAGAGGUUGCCAUGAUGCCAACAGUCUGGUUUGUUAAAAUACCCUGUUUAAAAGCUCAGUAGGCGACUGCCAUUCUUCAACGAUUACCGAAUUUUAACUGAACCGAGACGGUUGUUAAGGGGAAGCGUUUUAAAAGUCCUUUCUCGACAAUUGAAGAUGGUUCAGACUUCCUUCGAUGUUAAAAGUUUCAUUUAGUGGCUUCAUUCAAAGACGAAAAAAGGAAAAAUCACCUCGUUAUAAUGCACAAUAAACAACUGAAUUCUUCUUUUUUUGCUGCCAAGUUCAUUAACUGAAUUCUCUAUAGAAACCAUUCCCUCUUGGGAUAAUAAGGCGCCAAAGAAAUUGGCAAAGGCUGAUGACUCAUAUAUUUACGGGACUAGUAUAAUAUUUAUGGUAUUUAAGAACCUAUAGUGCAUGGAAAUAAAUAUAAACGAAUUAUUUUAUACAACUAUUCCGAUAUAUCAAAAUUCAUACUUGGCUGCGAGGCUUGAGGGAAUAAACUAAAAGAAAUCAUCUUGAGGCUCAAUAAUGAAUGAUAUUUUUCUUUCGUUUUACAGUGUAUUCCCCCAAGCCUCGGGGUCAAGUAUGAAUUUUAACACAAGGGAAUCGUGUGGAUAUUGUCCCACAAAAUUGCAUGGGCGCAUAGGACGCGUGAAAUUUGUGGUCUUUAAAAAAAACAAGUUACAGUUACGAUUACAAUUACAGUUUUUAUUGCAAAUCGCAUGGCAAUGCAUACUGAAUAUUCAUGAUAAAUUGCUCAUUAGCUAAGGGAAAUUAAAUUUUCAAGAAACACAGUUAGUAAAUUAGUACAUAGGAAAAAGUAAAAUGCAAAUUUUUGGCGGGAGGCAUCCUUAAGUGUGACUUUUGCUGCAAUUCCGCGGGCGAUGUUAUGGCGAUUUUCCAAUCUUUUAAACUCAGUCGUAACCGCAGGGCUCAUCUGAUGUAAACACUUAUUAAUCAAGAGAAAAGACCCAAUAUAGGUUUUGGUUACUCUAGCUCAAAAAUUCGCCAAUAAAUCCUAUAAAUAUUCGCACAAGUUCGGAACAGCAACCAUCUAGCAGCGACCAAUCACAAAAAACCCCGCUAGCUUAAUUACGCUUGCAAUUUGAAAUCGCUCCUAAACUUGCACUAAAAUUCACCCAUGUAAACCGACUUUCAGCCAAGAAGACUUCGAUAAUUUUUUUUUGAUAAAUAGUUUUUUGGCGGUAUGUUUAGCUGCACCAGAAACAGCGAUGGCGAAUUCAGAACGAAAUCGUUUGCUUUUUAACAAUACUACAGGAAAAGAAAACCAAACAUUAUGUUAGGGCAUAAUGUUAUUUAUGUCGAUACAAUAUGCCUUUGUGGUCUACCUGGCUCCGACUCACAUCAAUCUAACCUCUCUCUCAAGAGCCAACCAAUUCUAUCGCCCUAAGGGAGUGUUCGUAUAAAGGAGCAUGCCUUCCCGCGUUCAUCCCCUCUUGCUUUCACCAUCACGGCGAUUACAUCUCUGCGGAAAAAAAUUCUUUUUUUGUCAGGCAAGUCCUAUUAUAUUUUACCAUCUCUAUAACAUUUAUCUCUGUAAUCGACUUAGCGAUUUUGUACCUGCCAUUUUUUUUCUCUUUUUUCUCGUACAUUCUAUAUUCAGUUUUUUUAACAUAAAUUGAGAUGGGCGAGCCUCGUGAAAAGAAAUAUAAAUUCAUUAUAUUAAGCGGUUGUUUUGGUUAUUUUUUAGAUUCUACUUCUAUUAUCCGGGCUGGAUUCCAGACCUCAGGGAAAGCAGCUGUUAAUAUCAAGAAAGCAUUUAAAAAACGAAGCUUUGUUUUCUUUGGCGGGACAAGGUAUGUGCUCCAAAUAUAAACUCAAAUAGAAAGUUAACCGUCAUAAACUACGCCGCAUUGAAGGUGGUUUGCGUGUCCCGCACCAUCCGACAGUUACUACUGCUGAUGUCAUUUCAUUCGACGUAUCUGAGUAUUAAUCUUAGGCCGGGUGUAAGAUUGAUAUCGGAAGGUGCCUUAAAGAGAGUGUAAAUGGGGAGGUAGCUUUGACAACUGACGGUCAAUUUUUUCCAAUUUUGAAAGUUGGCGGUUAAAUUUUAGAACUUUAUAGACUUUUAUUUGACGAUCAUUUAGUCCAAGAGUUAAAGUAAAUACCAACCGUCUGUAUAAAUUACCGUCGGUUGCAUCUAAGUGUGUACACGUGAGGAAAAGUCAUGUUCUAAUUGGGUGAAAACAUGGCAUGUUUUGUUGCCAAACUGUUGAAGUUUGGGGUGGCGUUCGACGAAGUAGGCAGCUGUUUGUCGGUUUGAUUUGUUUUCAAUCAACAAAUUUUUAACAGGGUGUUAAAAAGAAGAAAAAAAGGAUUUUAAGCCUAACUUACUGUUUUAAAUUGGUUCUUUUUCUAAUUUUAGAUAUACAACUUUUGACUAAGCGUGCACCGAGGAAGCCUAGGGCCGAACCUGAGUCUGAACCGGAAGGAGAACCCACCGGAAGUCAAGGUCACGCUUAUACAGAGCCCAACGCUGAAAGAACCAUAGGCGAACCAACGGCAGAAAACUGGCCCGAGCCCGGUCCUCGCUGGAACUUGGCAUACGAGACUUGGGAAUGGGCCUGGGAACUACAUGUUUAUCUCUACGCAACAGUAUUUCUCGCCAUCGGUUUGUACGCAAACUAUUACGUCAUCGCCAAUGUUUAUGAUGGUCUCCAAAAAAAGUACCUGAGCUUGAGCCUAAACAUCUUGGUGGCCUUUUUUGGGUAUACAAGGGCCUUUGUCAUGUUCUUGGACCCAUACCAUCAGGGAAGCAUUAUUCAUAACACUGUGGUCAUGCGUGUUAUUUGGUCCUUAUCUGGGCCAUGUCUGACCGCGUCAGAUUGUAUGAUGAUUUUGGCCUUGAUUGAGACCGCGAAAAUUUCCAUCGCUCCACCGAAACUACAGAAAGCAUGGGUGAACGUGGCCAUCAUUUGUUUUCAUUUUGCCCUUGUAAUAACCACUGACUGUGUGGUCUCAGAUCAUGUGGAGGCUAAAGCGAUGCUACUAUUUUGUCAGUUGUUUUUCGCUACGUGGGGCAGCGUUUUGGGAACAGUAAAUUUCAUUCUGGGAUAUAAACUUGACAAAAAACUCUUCAGCCAUAAAAAACCAAAAGAAAAAGAAGACAAAAUUUACAUCUGUCUUAUUUACGCCUCUGGUGCUGCAAACUACUUCUUGUGUGGGAUCGUAAUUUAUUCGGCGUUUGGCGUUUUUGGUGUUUAUUCAGAUGUAGAAUACGUGGACGCUUGGCCAUGGUGGACGUUUCAGACCCUUUCGCGUUUUAGUGAAAUCUUAGCGUGCGUGCUCAUAUUCACAGUGAGCGCGAAACGUACACGAGUAAAGCGAGCCGUAGCUAUGGUAACAGAUAAUAAAGAUUUUGAUUCAAUGGAGGCGAGAACUUCCUCGAAAUCGAAGUCGAGAAAAUGGGCAGACUGCUUUAAACGUGAAAGGGCAUCUUCUGCAGACAUGGGUAGCGUCGUUAGCUUGUACACUGCUCUCAGAGGAAUAGCUUUCGGUCCGUUUCAACACCUCGGGCCCGUUCCAGACUCGAUACCCCAAAUAAGUAGAGAAUGCUGGAGUGAGACCACGACCACCAGUACUCGUGCGGUUAUUCCUGGGACCCCAGAUUAUACCUUAACUGAUAAGAAAGUCGGCGAUCAACUCAAAGGGGCAGAUCGUCCAGGACUUGAAAUCCUUGACGUGAGGCGAGAGAGCAUGUUUACUGCUCUUCAUGAGCAAAAGCGAAAAAUCAGCUUGCAAAGGAAGUACUCAGCAGAUGACGCUUUGUUUGAAGAUAUAGAUUCUGAAAAAGAUACCAAAUGUCACUCAAAAAAUAGAAACAAAUCCGACAGGAAAAUUUCCACUUGCAAGGUGUCGCCCCUGUAGAAAAAUGGGCUCAAACCUGAAUAAUCAAGACUAUGCUUUUUACUUCAGUAUCUCAUGGACUCGGAAUCUGAAAUCCCAUCUUUGAAUUCCGCUUGUGCUCCGAAAUAUAACUGCAAAGCUAAGCAAAUUACCUCAAAGCUAACAUUAUCUUUUUCCCCGUUCAAUUCUGCCAUUACUCUUUUAAGUCACUAUAACAACUUCUUUUUUGACAAGUAAUUAUAAGCCGCGAGUGACACAUUCUCAUCGAAUGACUACUCUGAUCUUGCAUUCUUGGUAGGCUAACGCUCGUUUAUCCUUUGGCUCUAAGAUGUUGGCUAAUUAAGCAUGGAAAAAGAAAUAAAAUAAAAAUAACUACAUGCGGAAGAGCUAUUUUCCCAAUCUCGUUCCCAGAGUUUUCUCUUACUCGUGGGUAGGACAGAGGCCGGCUUGCAAGGCUGCUAUUUCCACGCCAGUCUCACCUACGUUCUGGACAAGUAUUGUUGACGACACCUGUACCAUCUCGUUAAAAAAAAAAAUCGAAAUUUAUCGCUGCGUGAUUUACCCACGAAAAUAUUUCUAUAUCUACCCCGCGAUAACGUCCUCAAUGAAAUUCUUUAUUUGUGCGCUCGUUUAGGUAAUUGUUGUUCCAAAGAACGCGUCACCAUAAACUGAAUAACAAUUUACUCAAGAGUGACCUGUUUAUGCCUCUACGCCUUUGUGGGAAAGCCACAGAACUGAAGGGGGUUUUAGAUUGAGAAUAAUAGUUGUUACGCAUUUUAUUAAGGAUCACAUUGAAAAAGGUGAAAUCAUGCCUUGAGAAGGUCUCGCAGAAUAACAAGAAAUGAACUCUUUGUAAUUUGAGUAGACACACUGACUUCUGCGGCAUAUUUGUUUGCGGUCCUUUGCAGUUUAAAUGUCAAUUCUUUGUAAUUUGCCUUGUCCGCAGUCCGUGCAUGAUUCGCUCGCUUUAUGCCGCGGAAAACAUCAAAAACCUACCGCUCGCGCUUCGUGCUCGUGAAAACAUUUGAGCUGGACUUGUAGGCAAGUCUAGGCAAUAAAUUGCGUUAGCAUUUUUUAGCUCGCUGAAGUGGAAUACGUGACAUCAUAGCGUGAUGUCAUGAUAAUUGAAAACUUUAAUGUACUAUGACGUCAUGAAUUGUAAAAAUCUAAUGCCUCCUCUGCUGAAUCCAAAGCCGUAGAAGAACGAGAUGUUCAAUUCAAAAAAAUGAAGGAUGAAAAACAUACAAAUAGGACUGGCUAUAAGGUUAGAUUUGUUACACGUAAAUUCCUACACUGUGGAACGAUUCCUUACCGAACUAUACAUGACCUCAACCUUUCUUACGUGCAAACGACACCAGCGGCGGCAGAUAAUGCGUAAAGCAAAAUUCUGAUUCUUGCUUGCAUUUUGCAAUCGAGUGAAACAGCGUUUUGUUUCCGCUUACGAGUCGGAAGCAGAAGCGGAUUCGAAGAACUAAACCAAUCACAAAGCGGGGAUCGUGCAUUGUGAUUGGUUUAUCCUUCCGCUGCUGCUUCCGACUCCGACAAUCUGGUUUUCACCAGAUCAGAAGCGGAACGUAAGUGACGGAGUCGUAAGCGGAGUCGGAAGAAAUGGAAACGUUCUGAUUCUUCUGACUCCGAUUCCGUCGCGGUUAUGACUCCGCUUACGACUCCGACUUCGACUCCGUCGCUAGAGAAAACCAUCCGUAUAAACGGGGGGUCCCGGGUUGAAUUAAGAGAAAAUAUAAGGGCUUUCUUUCGCCAGGGAGAAAGCAAAGUGUCCGUAAUAAUGAGGUAUCCGUUUUAAGCGAGUGUCCGUAAAGGGGGGUUUCACUGUACCAGGUUAGUUUUUUUUGUAUGAUGUUUUGAAGUAACAUUUGCCUUGGUACGCGUACCGCCUUUUGAAAUUAGAGAGCUUUUAAUAGAUUCUAAGACGAGAACGACUACGAGUAGGAGAUUUUAAUUUCUCAAUACUAUUAAAGAGGUGCACGCGCGUGAGCCAACGUCAUUUUGGCGGGAAAACGUGGUAGCCGUCCAGCCUAGUCCCUAGGCGUUCUCUCUUGCCCCGUUGUCCGCGCGAAGUCUGGGAAAGAGCGGGCGAGAGAACGCGUUCUCGGCGUGUAUCUCUCGGUGACGUCACAGCUCACGGUAGAGUCCAGGAUUGACCGAGCCGAGAACGCCUAGGGACUAUGCUGGUAGCCGUCAUCAUUCUACUAAGAGUUUUAGCGAGAAUGUCGUAGUAGCGAAAAAAGAAGAAAAAAGUAAAAAAGAAGAAAGUAGUUAUCAACUGUCAGGAAUUUUAUCAUUUAGGGAUCGGAGAGGGCUCUACCUCCUUCAACGGAAAUAAGCGUACUAAAUGUUGAGGUGAGAAAAAGCACAAUGAAGUUUUCGUCCUUGAAUCUGAAGCUCUCUAUUGCUGGAAAUUUUGUGCCAGCUUCGUGUGAUUAUCGGGAUCUUUGAUUGUUUUUAAUAGACCUUGUCACGGUUUUCGACACCAUCUUAACGAGUAUUGGCAAACGUGUGAGAAAUUAUAGUGUUUGUAUGAGAAUCUAAUGUUGAAUAAUUUCCGUAAAACGGCUGUUUUGAAAAAAAUUGACUUCUAAACUAAAGCUACAAAACAAAGGAUUGUACUAAAAAAAAUUGGGGGGAGUACCUGUGCUUAAAUUUCUCCAGAGGCUUGCUUUAGAUUUUCCAUAUAUUUGUCUGUAAUUUUUCCCGAGACUUUCUUACAGACAAAAGUAUAGAAAAUUUUAAAAAGUGGUUCUCGGUCUUUUAGCGCAUGUAACGCCCUCAAUUUUUUUGAGUAGAAUCCUUAGGAAUGAAGCUUUAGUUUACAAUUCAUAUUUUUUCAGGAUAGCCGUUCUACGGAAAUUGAUGGUGUUCCCUUUUUUUUAUUUUGGUCCAUUCCAUUUUCUUGUGCGUUUUGUCACGUUAACAUUUUGAUUCAAAACAUCAUUCAAUUUUUUUGGUGUAUUUUAUCUCUCUGUAUAUUAUUUAUUAUUGAAACAUUAUGGGGUACAGUGAGCAAGAACAUAGCACAAUAAACAUCUUGUACUCCCUAAAAAGAAUUUGCCAUCUGACACCUCUGCCUCCACGUAACGCCAACUUCUCUCCAACGCCCAUUUUCUUCUGACCCCAAGGUGGCCGUUGUAGAGAGGUUCGACUGUACUUUGCAAACAAUUCUAUGAUGCUCAUAAAUUAAACAAACAAGCCUUAACAGUAUUUGUGUAUAUAUUUGAUUCUCAGGUUCUGCUGGUGACAGCAAUAUUCAUCUGUGUGGAGGGCAAUAAGUCGUUUUCAGCAUUAAAUACCACGUUUUAUACUCAUACAAAAAGUCUGAGUAAUCAGAAGGUUGAUAAAAACGUGUCUUUGAAUGACAUAGAAAACAGAUCAGAGACUUCAACCGCCUGGGUGUCCAAUCCAUUUGCUCUACCAUUAUCCGAGGCUGAACCCGAGGGCGGUCCCGAUGGUGGUCCCGAGGCUGAGAGUGAGAUUCCAUCAGAUGAACCCGGAUCUGAACCAGAGGCCUCCGCCGAGGACUGGCCUGAGCCCGGCCCUUUCUGGCCAAAAGCGUACGAAGAAUGGGGGAUGGCUUGGGAGAUGCACGUCUACGUAUUCGCUGUCAUAUUUCUCGGUUUUGCAGUUUAUUCAUCAUACUUCAUCGGGCAUGGACUCUACGCGGGACUCGAUCAAAAAUAUCUGGGUUUCAGUUUGAACAUUGUCAUGUUAAUUUUGGGCGCCACUCGUGCAUUUGUGCUCUUUACAGACCCCUAUCUUCAAGGAACCAUGAUAAACAACGUACAUAUCAUGCGCGUAAUAUGGUCAUUGGCAAGCCCUUGUCUCACAUCAGCGGACUGUCUCGUCAUACUCUCUCUAGUGGAGACAGCGAAAAUUUCCCUCGGACCCCAAAGAAUGCAAAAUUUUAGCGUCAUUAUUAAAAUAAUCCUACUUCACUUCGCUCUGGUACUCAUAACAGACUUUGUCGUUUCAGCGUUUGUCGAAGCUAAGGCCAUGCUUGUGUUUUGCCAAGUGUUUUUCAUACUCUGGGGAACUGUACUCGGUAUUGGUUACUUUAUCCUUGCUUACAAACUAAAUAAAAAGCUCUUCGCAAAUAAAGAAGUCAAAAGUAAAAAGGAUAAAUUCUACAUAUAUCUCAUCUACGCGUCAGGGGUCAACAACUUUGUUUUGUGUAUCAUGUUCAUCUAUUCUAGCGCUGGAGUAUUUGGAGUUUACUCGGAUGUGCAGUUUGUGGGGGCCUGGCCAUGGUGGACCAUGCAAACAUGUUUUCGAGUGAGUGAAGUCUCAUCUGCGAUUCUUGUCUUUACCGUCAGUGCGAAACGAAAAAGAUUAAAGAAGAGUCAAGGGGACAAAUAUAAAGAUGCCGUUGGGGGUGAUUCGAGCCAGGAUCGAAGCCAGCAGCAGGGUGCAUCUACAACAGGAAAGGAAAAAGACAGAAGGUUGAGCCUGUUCUCUCACUUGCACUCAGCAAAGGUGCAUGAAAAGCCUGAAAACAACGCGAACAUAGUCCGAAAAAAACUCGAGACUCAAACUGAUAUGCUUACUGACUUGCACGAGGCCAAAAUUGAAGCUUACUAUGCAAGUGAAGACGUAUAA